Messenger RNA from Salvelinus namaycush (lake trout), 1098 nucleotides. RefSeq names its product kinesin-like protein KIN-14E (gene kifl). Gene Ontology annotation, biological process: microtubule-based movement. NCBI's taxonomy places the organism in Eukaryota, Metazoa, Chordata, Actinopteri, Salmoniformes, Salmonidae. The record is from RefSeq and is a predicted model, not a curated record. The transcript is spliced from 8 exons. Gene Ontology annotation, molecular function: microtubule motor activity; microtubule binding; ATP binding. Bases 1 to 1098 code for a protein of 365 amino acids.
AUGGUGGAGGACAUGAAAGGUAAAAUUCGGGUGUUUUGUCGGAUACGGCCCAUGAGCCGCGCCGAGGCAGCUCAGGGAGGUGCCAUCGCUGUGGGGCGUCUGGACGAUUACUCUGUUACCGUGGAAACCUCAAGGGGGCCGAGAGAGUUCCAGUUCGACCGGGUAUUCAGUGGCGAGAGCUCCCAGGAAGAUGUGUUCCAAGACACCAACAGGCUGAUCCAGUCAGCCAUCGACGGCUUCAACGUGUGUAUCUUUGCGUAUGGUCAGACAGGCUCCGGAAAGACCUUCACCAUGGUGGGUGACAGAGACCAGAGAAGCCCAGGCAUCAUGCCUAGAGCGUUCAAUGCCGUAUUUGACAUCCUCCAGGAGAAUGCCACCAAGUUUGACUUCAAGGUCUCGGUCUAUAUGUUGGAACUGUAUAAUGACCGGCUCCAGGACCUCUUUGUGAGCGGGGCCGAGGCCCAGAGCAGGCGGGUGGAGAUUAAAAGGAACAGAAAGGGGCUUGUGUUUGCCCAGGGAGCAGAGACAAAGGAAGCUUCCAGCGCCGGGGAGCUCUUCGCCAUGUUUCAGCAGGCUUGCGCCAACCGCCAUAACGCAGCCACCAAGAUGAACGUGGAGAGCUCUCGUUCCCACCUGAUCAUUGGGAUCAUGGUGGAGACCAGGAAUCUGACCAAUGGGAGUGUGAGCUUUGGGAAGUUGAGUCUGGUGGAUCUGGCAGGGAGCGAGAGAGCAGCCAAGACUGGGGCAAAAGACGACCAGCUCAAGGAGGCUAACUCCAUUAACAAGUCUCUGAGUGCUCUGGGAGAUGUGAUCUCUGCCCUGUCCUCGGACCUGCCGCAUAUCCCCUACAGGAACAGCAAGCUCACCCAGAUCAUGCAGGACUCGCUGGGCGGCAACGCCAAGACGCUCAUGGUCGUCAACGUCUCGCCUUCCGAAUGCAACCUGGACGAGACGCUCACCUCCCUUAUUUAUGCCACUCGAGUGAAGACCAUAACCAACAUUGCACAAAGAAACCUGGAGAGUAAAGAGAUAGCCCAGCUCAAAGAGGUGAUCAUGAAAUUGAGGUCAGGACAGCCAGUGGAGGAUGAUGAGGUCUAA